Molecule: messenger RNA, 1980 nt
Organism: Spinacia oleracea (spinach)
Lineage: Eukaryota; Viridiplantae; Streptophyta; Magnoliopsida; Caryophyllales; Amaranthaceae
Product: calcium-dependent protein kinase 29
Exons: 8
Coding region: 197-1801 (534 amino acids)
Biological process (GO): protein phosphorylation
Molecular function (GO): calcium ion binding; ATP binding; protein kinase activity
Source: RefSeq, a predicted model, not a curated record
AAACAUGCACUAUGGAAUUGAAUCAAACAAAAACAUAAAGUGAACAACAAUGACUAGAUCGAACCAUCAUUUCUCAAAUGCAAAGCAAAGCACCCAAAAAUUCACAAUAUGAAGUGGACUCAUUUCCUUCCUUUUUGCUACAUCCCAUUUACCAAUUAAAACUUCGUUAUCCCAAAUUCACACUCUUUCUCCAAAAAUGGGAAACUGUUGUUCUUUAGACUUUUGGUGUCCAAGAACUUAUGAAAUUUCAAUCUCAACUUCCUCUGACACUUCUCCAAGAAACAGAAACAGAAAUAGAAACAGAUCAUACUAUAAACCACCACCACUUCCUCCCUUACAACCACCACCACUUCCUCCUCCUUCCUCGUCGUCUGCGGCACCGGGAAUUGGUCCUAUUCUAAACAAACCAUAUGUUGACAUCACAUCAACCUACCAUCUAGAGAAAGAGCUAGGAAGAGGGCAGUUUGGGAUAACAUACUUAUGUACAGAAGUUUCAACAGGGUUGAAAUAUGCAUGUAAAUCAAUAUCUAGGCUAAAACUAAAGCAUAGAAAAGAUAUUGAGGAUGUUAGAAGAGAGAUUUUAAUAAUGCAACAUUUAAGUGGACAACCCAAUAUUGUUGAGUUUAGAGGGGCUUAUGAAGAUAGAAAUAAUCUAUAUUUAGUCAUGGAGCUUUGCUCAGGUGGAGAACUGUUUGAUAGGAUUGUGAGUAAAGGUGGCUUUUCAGAGAAGGAAGCUGCUGUAAUAUUUAGACAGGUUGUUAAUGUUGUUCAUGUCUGUCAUUUUAUGGGUGUCAUGCAUAGGGAUUUGAAGCCUGAGAAUUUCUUGUUGGUUAACAAGGAUGAAGAUUCUUCUUUGAAGAUCACUGAUUUUGGCCUCUCUGUCUUCAUUGAAGAAGAUAAGGUUUACAAGGAACUUGUUGGAAGUGCAUAUUAUGUGGCGCCAGAGGUUUUGCUGCGCCGGUAUGGGAAAGAAAUAGACGUGUGGAGUGCUGGAAUCAUUUUGUACAUUCUUCUAAGUGGAGUUCCUCCCUUUUGGGCUGAGAAUGAAGCUGGGAUAUUUGAUCAGAUACAGAAAGGGAAGCUUGACUUGGAAACCCCUCCAUGGCCUUCAAUUUCUGAUGGUGCCAAAGACUUAAUUUCUAAAAUGCUUGAGAGAAACCCUAUGGCGCGUAUAACUGCUGCACAGGCACUUGAACAUCCAUGGCUCAGAGAAGACGGUGAUGCUUCAGAGAAACCUAUGGACAGUGCUGUACUGAUUAGGAUGAAGCAGUUCAGAGCAAUGAACAAACUCAAGAAGCUAGCUCUUAUGGUCAUGGCAGAAAAUCUUUCAGACGAAGAAAUAAAAGGUUUAAAAGAGAUGUUCAACAACAUUGAUACUGACAGAAGCGGUACAAUCACGCUACAAGAACUUAAACAUGGUUUGGCAAGGCUAGGCUCAAAGCUAACAGAAUCAGAAAUAAAGCAGCUAAUGGAUGCUGCUGAUGUUGAUAAGAAUGGAACUAUUGAUUACAUGGAAUUCAUCACGGCUACUAUGCAUCGACAUAGACUGGAUAAGGAAGAGAAUAUGUACAAGACUUUCAUGUACUUUGACAAGGAUGGCAGUGGAUUUAUAACAAGAGAAGAGCUGAGACAAGUCAUGACAGAUUUUAAGAUGGGAGACGAGGCAACUAUCGAUGAAAUUCUGGAUGAUGUAGACACUGACAACGAUGGAAGAAUAAAUUACGAGGAGUUUGUAGCAAUGAUGAAGAAGGGCACAGCAGAUUCUGAUGGAAAGCAAAAUGAAUUAUUUGUGUAUAAGUGAAAUGUGUAACAGGGAACAAGGAUGCAAACAAACAAUCAUUGGUGCAUUGCUUUUUAUUCUCAUUAUCUUCUUUACUUUGUAAGGCUUUUUUUUUUGUCCCUGAAGCUAAUAAAGUGUCUUGUAUAUUAUUCUACUUCUUAUUUAUUUUAUCUCAAUGAUUGAACGAGAAUGGUUCUCGA